CAUCUGAAAAAGAUGUUGCCUAAACGUCUCGUCGUUGGCGUCAUAAGCCUUUGUCUUAUGAUCAGAUGCACUGGGGGUAAUGAGGGGUGUGGGGCCUCCAUUAGAGGGGCGUGUCCUCCUGCCUGGAUCCAGUGGGGUGACAAAUGCUACAAGAAACUCAGCGGGAAACUACCAUGGGCUGAGGCAAAACAGGAGUGCAUCAAGAUGGGAAGUGUCUUGGUCAUGCCACAGUCUCAGGAGGAAACUGACUUCCUUCUGAAGAACCUGAUCCGCCACUUUUGGAUCGACUGCACUUAUCAGCAAAUUGAAGGUACAUGGGUGUGUCAAGAUGGCACUACUGAUGUGGAGUACAGAAACUGGAGGGAGGAGACUGGUGAACCUAAUAAUGGCGGGAAAGGAGAAGAUUGUGCAGUAGCAGCGGGGGAGUCUGGUUGGAAUGAUGUACCAUGUGGGGGUCUCGAUCGUGUAAUUUGCAAACGACCUGCACCACAGCUGCACUUUUAA
Messenger RNA from Patiria miniata (bat star), 504 nucleotides. Its product is annotated as low affinity immunoglobulin epsilon Fc receptor-like. The record is from RefSeq and is a predicted model, not a curated record. The transcript is spliced from 2 exons. The annotation marks the transcript as partial. NCBI's taxonomy places the organism in Eukaryota, Metazoa, Echinodermata, Asteroidea, Valvatida, Asterinidae.